AUGCCUGAGUCUCCUCUCAGUCCCCCGGCAGCCCGUCAAACCACAGCCAGCAGCCUCCUCAGCCACACAGACGUCGGUGCAGGAGAGAGAGCAGCUAAUGGGGACUCCUGCAGUAGAGUGAGUGCUGAAAACUGGCAGAGUCUCCACCGUAAACAGGUGUUUCUGGCGAUGAUGGCUCCUCAGCAGAUGCAGCAGCUCCUAUCCCCAAACCAGCUGCAGGCUCUAAUCCACCAGAAGCAGCAGGCCCUUCUGCUACAGCAGCAACAUUUGAAGGAGUUUUACAAGAAGCAACAACAGAUUCAUCUGCAGCUGCUUCAACAAAAGCCCAGCAGGAAAGUCAAAGAGCUCCCUGCACAGCAGCUUGUGUUCCAGCAGCUCCUCCAGCUACAGCAGCAGCAGCAGCAGCAGCAGCUCCUCCGGGUGCAGAGACCCAUCCUGUCCUCUGCUGCCCUCCCUCCAGGUUUCAGCCUGGUGGAGAUGCAGCAGAUAUGGAAGGAGCUCACAAAUGGAAUAACCGAAAAUAAAAUGACAUCGAGGGCCAGUCAGGACUCCUCUGCUAACAGCAUAAUGUCCUCCGAAGUCACAGGGAGGCAGAGCAGGGACCAGCAGUCUGCUUCUCCUCGCAGGGCAGAAUGUGCCGUCAAAGCUGAUCGCGCUGCCACACACACUCUCUACUGUCACGGUGUGUGUAACUGGCCUGGAUGUGAGUCGCUGUGUGAAAACUUCAGCCAGUUCAUCAAGCACAUAGGCAGGGAGCACACUCUGGAUGACAGAAGUACAGCGCAGUGCAGAGUCCAGAUGCAGGUUGUGCAGCAACUUGAGCUUCAGCUCUGCAAAGAACGGGAGCGUCUGCGAGCGAUGAUGGCUCACCUGCACCUGCCAUCCUUAGAGUCUCAGUCGAUCUGACCCACGAGUGGACGGUCGCAACGAUCUGAUACGGCCGCUGACCCACACCUUCAGCUCUGGUCAGUUUCUGCCAGUGACAACCUGCCCUCGCUGAGCCCCUCAGACUCCCCCCAGGUGUCCCCUCGAACUCUGGCUCCUGUCAGUACUUCAUUCCAGGGCAGUGAAGAAGAUCUGCCCAAUCACACGUCAAGUGCUGGGGCCAUACGAAGUCGCCAUCACCCUUUGGUCUACUCGCUGUCCUCAGAAAAUGAAUAUGAGCUCUACAAGAACAACGAUAUCAGACCGCCUUUCACCUAUGCAACACUGAUAAGACAGGCUAUAAUGGAAACAUCGGACAAGCAGCUGACACUGAACGAGAUUUACAACUGGUUCACGCGGACGUUCGCUUAUUUCAGACGCAACGCCGCCACUUGGAAGAACGCAGUGCGCCACAACCUGAGCCUGCACAAGUGUUUUGUGCGUGUGGAGAAUGUGAAAGGCGCCGUGUGGACGGUGGACGAGGUGGAGUACCAGAGGAGGAGAUCCCAGAAGAUCACAGGGAGUCCAUCGGUGGUUAAAAAUGCGUCCUCUAACCUCGAUUAUGGGACCGUUGUGAACGGCAGCUUACAGAUGGCACUAGCUGAGGCGUCACUUCCAGGAUUCAAGGAGUGUGUCAGCACGAGUCAAAUAGAGGAGAACAAAACAACAAACAGCCACAGUAAACAAAACCUCUCUACAAGAGUCCAGCAAUCUCUUUUCCUGAAAGAUGAAGCUCUGAGUCGGAAUGAGGAAGACUCUCUGAUGCCAGCAAUCAAUGCAGCCGGUCUGCAGCAGGACGUCACCGAAGAAGACGAAGAGCAUUGUUUGACCUUGGAUGACAGAGAACAGUUUCAAAACAAUCAGAUUGGAAAGCAGUAAGGUUAGCCUUCCUCGAACAGAAGUCAGAGUAGACCACAGUUUACAUAUUAUACCGUCUUUAGGUCAUGUUAACCUUCAGUGUGUGGUGUCAGCAAAAUAUUUGAUCAAAUUCAAGCUACAGUUGAAAUAUUCUGAAACGUGGUUCCGUAUAAGGCAGAUAUAUAUUCAUACACAUGAAAAAUGUUCAGAUUUCAUUGAUAAAUCUGCAGCUGUCCACGUUUAACUCUGAAAUUGAAGCCCUUAAUAAAAGGAAGAGGAAAAUACAGUUACAUUGUUUUUUCAUGUUGGCCUAUUACUUGAUUAUUUUCCCAUCAAAUAGGGGUUUAAGAAAACUGUUUAAAGUUAGUUAGUCAGAUAAAAGACAAGAUAAACACUAAGAGAUUAAAUGUAUUUAAAGCUGUAUAGUUGGGGACUUCAAAAGCUGUCACAUUUAACCUACAGUUGAGAACAUUUUUCCUUUUUGUUUUAAAAACCUGGCCAAAAAAGUGCAUCAUGAUAAGCAUUAGCGUGAAUGAAGUAGAAAUGGAUGAAAAAUGAAUAAAAUAUAGUUGGACGCUGAUGGAUAGGAUAAAUGAUGUCUUCUUUUCAUCAUUAAGAAAGAUUCUACUAUUUUAUUUGCAUUUGCUUUUUUUUUACUACUUGAUAGAGAACGAACGUGUCGUCGGUCUACUGUGAAAUAACACGGGAUGAAUGUGAGAGCCACAUUACAGCGGAGAGACAGAUGUUCCGUGCUGACGGUUUUCUGUUGAUGAAAUAUUUGAUAACACAGUGUGUGCUGUGGCUUCUCUCUGUUGUCUCAUCCGUCUGCUGAAGGUGUUUUAUUGUGUGUUUUCCUGUUUCUCUCUCUGUGUGAAACUUAUGAAAUAAAGAUUGUGCCAAACAUUCCACUUUUAUACCAUUUUCAGUGUUUACAUUAGAAACUGUGCACAUACAACUCUGUAUUUAUGAACAAA
Messenger RNA from Eleginops maclovinus (Patagonian blennie), 2756 nucleotides. RefSeq names its product forkhead box protein P2-like. Lineage: Eukaryota; Metazoa; Chordata; Actinopteri; Perciformes; Eleginopidae. Gene Ontology annotation, biological process: regulation of transcription by RNA polymerase II. Gene Ontology annotation, molecular function: DNA-binding transcription repressor activity, RNA polymerase II-specific; RNA polymerase II cis-regulatory region sequence-specific DNA binding. Gene Ontology annotation, cellular component: nucleus. The record is from RefSeq and is a predicted model, not a curated record.